AUGAAAGAAACUUUUGAAAACAACUCAACUCUCAGUGUUUUUGAGCAGGAAAAAACGAAACAAAUGAAUGGUUACAUUUUCAAAACAAAUAUGGCUGGAGGAAAAAGAAAAUCAUCUCCUAAGGAGUUAAAUUGGCAAAAUUUUCAAGCGAAAAGAUCUCAAAAUGUAGGCAAAAAGCCAUUGCCUGAUCCAUCCUCUAUCAAACAUGUGUUUUUGAUGAUAAUCAUGCAUGUAGCAAGGAAAAUCGUUUUAUUUGAAACCGAGUUAAAAAUCGCUAUAUAUUUAGGUGCUCUUCUCUGCGGUUCAUUAGUAUCCGAUUUUACUCCUAUUCCAAAAUCUUAUUUUUCCAGGCGGAGUAAUUUAUUCAACUACUACUUCGUAAAAUGGGGUUGGGCCUGGACCCUUUUAGUAGUGUCAAUUUUUCUGGGGUUAACCUCGUGGAUCUAUUGUUGUGGUAACAUUGACAAGAUCAAAAGACAUUUCUACCGUCUUUUAGUAGGAACAGGAGUUUGGUUUUGUUUUACAAAAUCAUUCGUGCUGAUAGAAUCGUACACUUCUUACUGUUCUGUUGAUAAAUAUACUUCUAGAGCACUCUGUAUUCGCAAUAAUCAUAGCUGGCGAGGAUUUGAUAUAUCCGGCCAUGCAUUUUUGUUGAUAUAUUGCGGUUUACUGAUCGCUGAGGAAGCUAAGGCAAUACGAGGUUGGGAAAGAAUUGGUGAGUUAAUUCGAAAUUUUGAAUUUGAUGACGACAGUCCAUUAAACCCUCUUGAAGACGAGGAGCGACAGCAUUUAAAGGAAAACUAUGAAAAAAUAACGCCAUAUGUGCGCAGCGCUUUCCUUGUUCUUACAUAUUUCUCUAUUUUAUGGGAUGUUAUGCUAGUUUGUACCAUUCUUUAUUUCCAUUCUAUGAUCCAAAAAGUGAUUGGAGGCAGUCUUGCUAUAUUAUUGUGGUAUGCUACAUAUAAAUGGUGGUUCAAAUCCUGGCCAGGCUUGCCAGGACAAGGAUCUUUUAAAUAUUAUGAACAAUCAAGUGGAAGAAAUUCUUAUAGUUAGCCAGUGAUAUUAAUAUAUGUUUGUUAAUUUUAAAAUUUAUUUGACGUGAAGUGCAAUUUGAAUUUUUUUUCCCUGUGUGGCAGUUUUAAACACUUGUACUUCUUUCAAAGCAAAGCACAAGUUGUCAAUAUCAUACAUAACAAACUUCUUUAAGACGAAAUUUCGGAACAUAAAACCUAUUGUAUUAUGAUAAUCAUCUUCACUUAGUAAUAUUAUAUGUAAAAUUUAUUUGGCACAAAAUAGCUUGUUAGCUUGAAAUGUAUAUCUCUUAAACUUCUUUUCAGUAUCAUUUUGUUUAUGACUGAAAUACUUUAUUGAACUACAACAAAAUUAAAUUUAAGCCACUUCCUGACAUUUUCAUAUGUAUACGAUUCGUUGAGAAAACCAAAGCUUUACUUUAUGUGUUUAGCAUAAAAAUUUUUACUUGAACUGCAAUUUAGAAAUUUGUUUAGUAAUUUGAAAUUUUUCUCUGAGACUAGAAAGACCACUUGAUUCCUCAAAACUCUUUAAAGUCUAAUGUAUCUUAGACUGACUAUUGAAUUAAAGUUUCUUCAUAACUUCACUCAGUAAUAUUAUGCAAUAUUUAUUCAAAAUUGACUUAACAUUCAGAUUUUGGGAAUGUUCUGACAUUGAUUACUGUUUGCUCCUACUAGAAUUCUUAAAAAACUGUUAUUGAGUUUUUGUAAUAAAUUUUAAAUACACAAAUAUGUGGUGGCCUACUCAGAAGCAAAGGUGCAGAAUAUAUAGUAAAUAAAAUUAGGAGGAAAUUCUAGUACCCCUAGGGAUAUUUUUGGUUUAAUUUUUAAAAAAAUUUUAUUAUAAAAUAAUGUCUCUUAGCCAAAUUUUUUCCUGCAAAAAAAAUUUUAUAAGUCAAUUUAUUUACAUAUUUAUUAGUUUGAAUUCCUGAACUUAAUAUCCUUAAAUUUAGUUUUAUAAAUUACUAUUUCACUGUGUUUUGAUUCCUCUUAUUUCAAACACAUGCGUGUUUGUUCAAGAGCUGUGUAAAAUCAAAUUAAUUUUUUUCUUUGUUAUAUUAUUACCAAAAAAGUUAAACAAUUUAUAAAUUUGAUUUUCUAAAAUAUUUUGAAAAAGUUACUGUAAUUAAAAAAAAAAAAACUUUAAAAUUUUGUGAGUAUUCUAAAUUAUUAGAAAUGUGUUCCGCGUAAAUAAUGCUCUAAGAUUUUUCUGCACCUAUGCCCAGAUUGGUUGCUAAUUAUAUUGUUUAAAUUUGUUUUGUGAUGUUUUAAUUAGUUUCUCAGAUACACUUCACUGCUCGGUAGUCACCAAAACUUGGUGACUAUUUUAAGGCAGGUACUGACAUGGAAAUCUUUGACAUUUUUUCCUCUCUGAUUUUUAGCUCUUAUCAGUAUCAAUUUCCAUUUUUUUUUUUUUUUUUUAAAGUUCAUAACUUUCUUACGUGAAAUAUUAUCAGCAAUGGCCAUUAAAUGAAGUUAAGAAUUGUGCACAAAAUUUAUACUCAAAAUCUGUACUGAAUUUUUUUUUU
Molecule: messenger RNA, 2557 nt
Organism: Parasteatoda tepidariorum (common house spider)
Lineage: Eukaryota; Metazoa; Arthropoda; Arachnida; Araneae; Theridiidae
Gene: Fitm
Product: acyl-coenzyme A diphosphatase Fitm
Biological process (GO): phospholipid biosynthetic process; lipid storage; lipid droplet organization
Cellular component (GO): endoplasmic reticulum membrane
Molecular function (GO): coenzyme A diphosphatase activity
Source: RefSeq, a predicted model, not a curated record